This is a messenger RNA of Penicillium coprophilum, 1287 nucleotides long. RefSeq names its product glycoside hydrolase family 64 protein. NCBI's taxonomy places the organism in Eukaryota, Fungi, Ascomycota, Eurotiomycetes, Eurotiales, Aspergillaceae. The transcript has a single exon. Bases 1 to 1287 code for a protein of 428 amino acids. The record is from RefSeq and is a predicted model, not a curated record.
AUGGCAACAUUGAGCUUUGCUUUGAAGAACAACACCGGUUCUAACACGGUCUACGCCUAUAUUACAGGCCAGGCGCUUGACAAUCACAAUGCGCUUUUCCUCUUGCGGUCUGAUGGCAAGACAGCCUACUACCCGACUUCACCAUCUGACACUAUGACCAACCUGAGCGAGGAGUGUGCAAUCCCACUGGGUACAUCUGGCAAUACCACCACCAUCACUAUUCCGCACCUUGCAGGCGCGCGGUUGUGGUUCGCGCAAGAGAAGAAAUUGACAUUCUAUCUGAACCCGGGCCCUGCCCUUGUUGAGCCUUCGGUAUCCAACCCCGCAGACCCCAACUAUAAUCUGACCUGGGCCUUCUGCGAAUUCACGUGGAAUGAUUACCAACUCUAUGCGAAUCUCAGCUACGUUGACUUCGUGUCGAUGCCCAUUGCCAUGACCCUAACCAACAAAGCUGGUGAAACUCAAACCGUCAAGGGUCUGCCAGCGAAUGGUCUGGACCAAGUCUGCGAUGCUCUUCAGGCCCAGAACAGCAAGGACAAAGCCGGCUGGGACAAGCUCAUCAUCCAGCGAGAUGGUGUCAACUUGCGGGCCGUGUCUCCAAACACGGGAAGAACCCUCAAUAAUUCGUUGUUCAACAACUACUACGAGGGCUACGUGAAUGAAGUCUGGUCUCACUAUGCAAACAGCACCAACAAUACUUUGACGGUCAAUACACAGGCUGACGCCGGUGACGUUACCGCCAAAGUCGCUUCCGAUCUAUUGUCUUUCUCAGUUGCAGGGAUUUCUUACACCAAGCCGUCUACUGGGGACAUCUUCAGCAACAGCACUGGUUCUUUUGCCGUUUCUGGAAACGGAACUAAAGAUGCCAUUACAGCUCGUCUCGCGGCUGCGUUCAAUCGCUCGACCCUGUUGAUAAAUGGCAACCAGCCGAACGGGGAAUCGGUUUCAAACUACUACAAGAACGACGUGACAAACCAUUACUCGCGCAUCUGUCAUGAAGUGAGCCUUGACGCUCGGGGAUAUGCAUUCCCCUAUGAUGAUGUUGCACCUAACAAUGGGGCCGAUCAGUCUGGUAGUGUUUUUGAUGGCAACCCAAAGCUCUUGACAGUCACUAUUGGAAGCGGCUCUAGUAAGUCUGUCAAGGAUUCUGCCAUUGAAAAAGAUGCUACACCAGUUCAGCAACACGUGGAUAGUGGAAAAAGCAAGGAGAAUGGAAAGAAGCCGAGCCACUUCCAUGAGCUGAGGAGGUUUGUGGACAAGCUGUCGCGCAGAAAGAGCGACGCCUGA